Rubroshorea leprosula is the source of this 1032-nucleotide messenger RNA. NCBI's taxonomy places the organism in Eukaryota, Viridiplantae, Streptophyta, Magnoliopsida, Malvales, Dipterocarpaceae. The record is from the annotation of a GenBank genome assembly.
AGGCAGAAGGUAUUGCAAUAGUAGAGACACUGUUUAUGUUGUAUUAUUUUUGCUCUAAAUAGCAGAACAUCAAUGAAAGAUAAUGAAUUGCACCUCUUCAAAAGAGGGAACCGGGUGUUUCUCCUUCUCUUCCGAGUCUUCUCUCUCCACUCUACUCUUUUUCGAAAGAUACAAAAUGGUAUCAAAGCCAAUGGAAAAAAAGGAUGUAGAUGAAAAUGGAAAAGAAAGAAAACUCAGCAACUUGCAGAAAAGCUCAGGAAAUCCCCGAGAAUUUGUUUAAGCAGCAAAUCUAAGCAACAUGAAGCCACAGCAAUAUAGGAGGAGCUGACAUGCUAGGGAAGAUGGCCUUGGCAUCAAAAACAAAGCAUAUGGGGACGGUAAUUGGUAGAUUUUAAAUGUUAUGGUAAAUUUCUUAUUUCCUGCAGCUCUGACAGCAAGGAUUUUCUCUUGCUUUUACAUAGAGGGUUUAACAAACUGAUUAUUGAAACUGAUUCUGAGGUUUCUAAACUCCUUAUUGAAUCUGGAGAUGACAAAUUUUGCUCACUGAGAGUCUUAUUUUUUAUUGCAAGGUUAUGAUGACUCAGCUCCUCGACGCUCAAUUUAUCCACACCGAUCGAGAUGCCAAUUGUGUAGUUAAUUGCCUCGCUAAGAAAGGCCCUUAUUUACAUUCUGCUUUUGUUUUGUAUGAACAUUGCCCUGCUCAUGUUUGUUAUCUUACCUUUUGUACUGUAAUGCUAUUGGGAAUGACCACUUAAUAUCUAAUGUAUCAUGUUAUCUAAAAAGAAAAAGGAAAAGCUUAAGCACCGAGGAAGAGUGCAGUGGGGUUGUGGUGUUAAAGUUGCAACAGUUGGCAGCAAAUUAAAUGCAAAUGAAAGCUGCACUGACAGCACAGUAGCACUAAAGUGUUGCAGAAGGGUAGCGAAGUUGCUGCGUUAAGUCGAAUGACAGAGCAAAAUAUCUCAUUCAUGGUUAAGUGGCAAAGUUACUGGCGUUCGGUAAAAAUUAUUGCACAAGUAAAAGGGUAUGUAUACG